UUGGGUAAAUAACGUAAUACCAGCACUGUCCACCGGGGGCAGCAGGCUGACUGGAUGAAGAGGUAUUGCGCAUGUCUGUUUUUGUGUUAUUCGACAAACAUGGCGGCGCCCCGCUUGACAGCAGUCCGAGCAACCCUAACAGGUUUCUCCACCUGUCGGUUUCUCUUCACGCAUCGCUUUCAGACCCCAACAGUGUGCCGUCAUUCCCGGCUACAUGUUCAGUCCUCCGCCGGGCUGUGGAGCUCCAGGACCGAGCCGCAGCAGAGUGACCGGACAGGGGGCUCCGCUGGCGUCAGAGCCGAGGAGCAGGAGGAGAUAGAGUACAUUCCCAGGAGAAAGGCCCGGAACCCCAUGAUGAAGAUCGGCUACGCCUGGAUGAUUGGCCUACCUACUGGCAUCGUCGGUUUCCUCCUCGCCAAGAGACAAGUGGACAAAAACCGUCUGAAGCAGAUGAAGAUCAGACAGAGGAUGAAACAAUCGAAUGAGGGCGAAUAUGAAGGGAGUCGCUAUCUGCAGCAGGAACGCCGCUCUAAACUGGACCAGUGACGCACAGCGUGGUAGUUAUUAGGCGUGGACUCCUGAGUGAGGACUACUUAUGGGGAAGAUUUAUUUAAUAAAAGGAACGUGAACCAGGAGACUCAAGAAAAAGUUUAAUAUUAAAAAGUCAAACAGAUUCUAAUAAUAUGUAUUUACAACGUUUCACCUCUCUGCUUUUUAUCCCGUCUGUCUGAAUAAAGGCUCUGUGUAUCUUUG
Molecule: messenger RNA, 753 nt
Organism: Nothobranchius furzeri (turquoise killifish)
Lineage: Eukaryota; Metazoa; Chordata; Actinopteri; Cyprinodontiformes; Nothobranchiidae
Product: PNKD metallo-beta-lactamase domain containing
Source: RefSeq, a predicted model, not a curated record